AUGAUUGCAGGAGAUAACAACACGAAGACAGGAAAGUCAGCGGAUUUCACCGUCACACCGGUGCAACACAUGAUUUCAGCAUGUACCGGGGCUAUCCUUACGUCGCUAAUGAUGACACCUUUUGAUGUGGUGAAAAUACGAUUACAGUCUCAAGCAAAACCUUCAUCUUUCACAAACGGCAAAUGUUUCCUCUACUGUAACGGUUUAAUGGAUCACUUGUGUCCGUGUGGCAGUGGGCCAUCUGCAGAAUGGUACAAAAGACCUGGAAAAUUUAAUGGAACUUUGGAUGCCCUGGUGAAGAUUGUCCGUUUAGAAGGUGUGACUUCCUUGUGGAGUGGGCUCCCUCCCACCUUGAUGAUGGCCAUCCCAUCUACCGUGGUCUACUUCACCAGCUAUGAACAUUUGAAGAAAGUUCUAGGCUACCACCAGGAGCAUUCUGGGGACCGCUGGAAGCCCAUGGUGGCUGGCUCAGUGGCUAGAGAUAUAUAUAGGUUGUCACCAUUUUCCAUCCAGAAGUCCUGGGCAGCCAGCUUGAUCAGCCCCAUCGAGAUGGUUCGCACCAAAUGCACUGUCAGGGACACAGUCAGAUACAAUGGAGUGCUGGGCCUUUAUCGGGGCUUGGGUCCGACACUGCUGAGAGAUGUUCCUUUCUCAGCCAUAUACUGGACAAGUUACGAGACUUUCAAAUCCUACAUUUUGACCACAACUGGACGCUCCACUUUAUUCUUUCAUGAAAGUUUUGGAUCCGGUGCACUGGCAGGAUCUAUCGCUGCCGUCCUGACUCUACCAUUUGAUGUGAUUAAGACCCGGAGACAGAUAGAGUUGGGUGAAUUGUUGGUUGGUAGCCGCAAGGAGCCAACAUCUACUUGGAUCAUCAUCAGGAACAUUUACUCAAAUGAAGGCUUCAAGGCUUUGUAUACAGGCCUGCCCCCGAGACUGAUGAAGGUGGCCCCAGCUUGUGCCAUCAUGAUCAGUACUUUUGAAUACUUCAAACAUUUCUUUGCAUCUCGGCAACACUGA
Messenger RNA from Candidula unifasciata, 1020 nucleotides. NCBI's taxonomy places the organism in Eukaryota, Metazoa, Mollusca, Gastropoda, Stylommatophora, Geomitridae. The record is from the annotation of a GenBank genome assembly.